Molecule: messenger RNA, 647 nt
Organism: Cataglyphis hispanica
Lineage: Eukaryota; Metazoa; Arthropoda; Insecta; Hymenoptera; Formicidae
Gene: SmD2
Product: probable small nuclear ribonucleoprotein Sm D2
Exons: 3
Coding region: 207-569 (120 amino acids)
Biological process (GO): RNA splicing; spliceosomal snRNP assembly
Cellular component (GO): precatalytic spliceosome; U5 snRNP; U1 snRNP
Molecular function (GO): RNA binding
Source: RefSeq, a predicted model, not a curated record
UAUCGAAAAAUGGAUUUGGCUACGAACUUCUAAAGUUGAUGAUGAAUGUAGAUGACGGUAUUGUAAGAAAAUAAGAUGCAUCUGUACACCAUUUUCAAGAAAACGUAGUAGUGAUGGUAGUUGACCAAACAGCCAGAGAUCAACAAUAAUUUGUGAACGGAAAUCCAAGAAAAAGAAAGUAUAAUUCGCAUAAUAAUUUAUACAAAAUGUCUUCUCUAACCAAGCCAAAAUCUGAAAUGACGCCAGAGGAAUUGGCAAAGAGAGAAGAAGAGGAAUUUAACACCGGACCUCUCUCUGUUUUAACACAAUCCGUCAAGAACAAUACCCAAGUAUUGAUAAACUGCAGAAAUAAUAAGAAGUUAUUGGGACGAGUAAAGGCAUUUGAUAGACAUUGCAAUAUGGUUUUGGAAAAUGUAAAGGAAAUGUGGACGGAACUCCCACGUACAGGAAAAGGCAAAAAAAAGGCUAAACCAGUAAACAAAGACAGAUUUAUCCCAAAAAUGUUUCUACGUGGAGAUUCUGUCAUCUUAGUUCUAAGAAAUCCAUUGGCAACUGCAGCAGGAAAGUAAUACAUUAAGGACAAUUUUAACAUUAUAAACUAAGAUUAAUAUUGUAAUAAAUAAAAUAAAAUUUGAUACAAACGUAAA